Messenger RNA from Paramecium tetraurelia, 659 nucleotides. RefSeq lists its product as uncharacterized. Gene Ontology annotation, cellular component: ribosome; cytosolic large ribosomal subunit. Gene Ontology annotation, molecular function: structural constituent of ribosome; RNA binding. NCBI's taxonomy places the organism in Eukaryota, Ciliophora, Oligohymenophorea, Peniculida, Parameciidae. Gene Ontology annotation, biological process: translation. The record is from RefSeq and is a predicted model, not a curated record. The transcript has 3 exons.
AUGAAGCACAAUCAACAACUUCCUAAUGCUCACAUGCGUAAACACUGGACAAGAUUCGUGAAGACCUUCUACAAUUAACCAGCUGCAAAAAGAAGAAGACAACAAAGAAGACAAGCAAAUGCAUUAAGGGCCUCACCAAGACCUGUUGAAUUGCUUAGACCAGUAGUGAGAGGACAAACAAUUAAAUAUAAUGGAGUGUAAAAGUUAGGAAGAGGAUUCUCAUUGAUUGAGCUUAAGGAAGCUGGACUCAAUGCUUAAUUUGCAAGAACAGUAGGAAUCGCUGUGGAUCAUAGACGUAGAAAUAACAGUUAAGAGGAAUUGGCUGCCAAUGUCAAAAGAGUCAAAGCAUACUUGUCUAAAUUAGUGCUCUUCCCAAGAGUAGCAGGCAAACCAAAGAAUGGUGUUGUUAAAGAUUCAGCAAACGAAGUUGUUGCUUAACCUGUUACUUAAAAUACUAAUCCUGAAGUUAUCACUUUCUAAAGAACACCCAGAAGAGAGAAAGCAACAGUAAUUUCUAAGGAGCUCAGAGCCAAGAACGUAUAUCGUAGACUUAGACAAGAAUGGUACAAUGCAAAAUUCGUUGGAGUCAAAGAGAAGAGAAAGAAUGCUAAAGAGUAGAAGAAAUGAAUAGUAUAAUACGUACAUUUGGAUAUAUUAAA